AUGUGUAUAAGAGACAGGUACUACCACCUCGCGUACAAGGAGAUCACGUGGAAGGAGUUCACCAAGAAUUACCUGAACAAAGGGCUGGUUGAGAAGCUGGAGGUGGUGGACAAGAAGUGGGUCCGCGUCAAGCUCCUGCCGGGGAACUCUGCUGAGGGCGCCGCGACCCUGUGGUUCAGCGUAGGCAGCGUGGACAGCUUCGAGCGUAACCUGGAGGCGGCGCAGCAGGAGCUGGGGGUGGAGCCGCAGGACAUGCUCGCGGUCGUCUACAAGAACGAGUUCGAGCCCGCCAGUCUGCUCGGCUUCCUGCCUACCUUGCUUAUUAUAGGCUUCCUGGUCUACAUGAUGUGGGGGGACCUGGGGGCCAAGAUCCCCAAGGGGGCCAUACUUACAGGGCCCCCCGGGACGGGCAAGACGCUCCUGGCGAAGGCGACGGCGGGGGAGGCGGACGUGCCCUUCAUCUACGCCUCAGGCUCAGAGUUCCUCGAGAUGUUCGUGGGCGUGGGGCCCUCCAGGGUGCGGGACAUGUUCGCGAUGGCCCGCAAGCACGCCCCCUGCAUCUUGUUCCUGGACGAGAUCGACGCCGUGGGGCGCAAGCGCGGCGGCAAGAGCUUCGGGGGGCACAGCGAGCAGGAGAACACCUUGAACCAGCUCCUGGUGGAGAUGGACGGAUUCAACACAUCCAGCAACGUGGUGGUGCUGGCGGCCACCAACCGCCUGGACAUCCUGGACAAGGCGCUGCUGCGCCCCGGCCGCUUCGACCGCCAGAUCUACGUGCCCCCGCCUGACAUUAAGGGGCGCGCCUCUAUAUUUAAGGUUCACUUGACGCCGCUGCGCACUGAUCUGGACAAGGCGGAGCUGGCAAGGAAAAUGGCAGCGCUUACCCCAGGGUUUACGGGUGGGUCAACCAACGUAGCUCACCAUGAGGCGGGCCAUGCCGUGUGUGGCUGGUUCCUUGAGCACGCUGACCCACUUCUCAAGGUGGGUCAACUUGCGCUGACCCACUUCUCAAGUGGGUCAACCACCGUAGCCCACCACGAGGCGGGCCAUGCUGUGUGUGGCUGGUUCCUCGAGCACGCUGACCCACUUCUCAAGGUGUCCAUCAUCCCGCGGGGCAAAGGGCUGGGGUACGCGCAGUACCUGCCCAAGGAACAGUUCCUGUUCACGCAGGAGCAGCUCUUCGACCGCAUGUGCGUCAUGCUCGGAGGGCGCGCCGCCGAGCGCAUCUUCUUCGACAAGAUCACCACGGGCGCCCAGGACGACCUCCAGAAAGUCACCAGCAUGGCUUAUGCCCAGGUGGUGCAGUACGGCAUGAACGCGCGUAUAGGGCAGCGCGUGUACCAGCUGCCGGAGCCCGGGGAGAUGGUCAUGGAGAAGCCCUACAGCGAGGAGACCGCGGCCGCCAUAGACCAGGAGGUCAAACAGCUUAUUGAUCAGGCUUAUAGUGCCACCAUCAGCCUGCUCACUGACAAGAAGGAGUGUGUCAAGAAGGUGG
This is a messenger RNA of Hyalella azteca, 1495 nucleotides long. RefSeq names its product AFG3-like protein 1 (gene Afg3l2). The record is from RefSeq and is a predicted model, not a curated record. Gene Ontology annotation, molecular function: ATP hydrolysis activity; zinc ion binding; metalloendopeptidase activity. Gene Ontology annotation, biological process: protein-containing complex assembly; mitochondrial protein processing. Lineage: Eukaryota; Metazoa; Arthropoda; Malacostraca; Amphipoda; Hyalellidae. Gene Ontology annotation, cellular component: membrane; m-AAA complex.